AUGGCAACCUACGCGAUUAUAGGGGCUACGGGAAACUGUGGCACAGCGCUUCUUGACAACCUUUCUCGCAAUCCCACUGUAAAUAUCCGUGCCUAUUGCCGGAACAAGAAUAAAUUGGUUAAUACAAUUCCUCACCUGCUUGAAAAAGAACGAGUGGAGAUUUUUGAAGGCAGUAUCCACGAUGUCGAUCUCAUUUCCCAAUGUAUCAAGGAUGCGAAAGCUAUCUUCCACGUCGUGUCCACAAAUACCAAUAUACCAAACUGCAAUGUCGGUCUAGACACUGCAGGAAGUAUUAUAGAGGCCUUGAAGAAACUCAAAGCUCAACGCUCCCCAGGUUUUAAGCCGCCCAAGAUCGUGCUCUUAUCAUCUGCGACGAUCGACGAUCAUCUUUCACGCAAUCUACCUUGGAUUUUUCGAUCAAUCUUACUCACAUCUGCUUAUUACGUAUAUGAUGAUCUCAAAAGGACGGAAAAAUUCCUGCGCGCACAGGAAGAUAUCGCCACGACUAUAUUUAUCAAGCCUGGUGGUCUGUCGGUCGACAAGCAGAGAGGCCACAAGCUUGACCUCGACCACGAGGAGACGUUCGUCUCGUACCUGGACCUUGCGGCUGCAAUGAUUGAGGCGGCAGAUAACGUGGAUGACCGAUACGAUAUGAAGAAUGUGGGCGUCGUCAACACAAACGGCGGCGCAAGAUUCCCUUCCGGAACACCACUGUGCAUUCUUACAGGGCUCUUGCGCUACUACUUCCCAUUCUUGCACCCUUAUCUUCCGUCUCCUGGACCUGCUUAG
Molecule: messenger RNA, 789 nt
Organism: Talaromyces proteolyticus
Lineage: Eukaryota; Fungi; Ascomycota; Eurotiomycetes; Eurotiales; Trichocomaceae
Product: putative NAD-dependent epimerase/dehydratase
Exons: 1
Coding region: 1-789 (262 amino acids)
Source: RefSeq, a predicted model, not a curated record